CAUAGCUAGUACUUGGAAAUAAUGUUAGCUAGCCGUAGUAGCGAGCAAGUGUAGCCAAUAGAGAGAACAUGGGAGAAGGAUAAUUGCAGUAGGGAGACAUGGCUAGCCAGCAUUGUUUUAGUAGCAUUGGCUAGCUAACUAUCGCAAUGUGCGCACAGCUGUUUACAUGUUGAGAGCGUAUUUCGUCUGAUUUCAACAAGCUAUCUAGUGUGGCCUUGCUGGCUCUUUCACAGAUCAUUAAUUGUAUAGCUGUGCUCCAGUAGCAGACAGUUGAUUGAUACGAUAGUUAGCUAGCUAAUACAACGUUAGUGUAACGUUAGGUGAAAUAAGGCCAGGAUAGCAGCUUACCGCUAGCAGCUGCGUCGCUGCACGUAUUUAGUCAUUGGCUAGAGGGAGAUGUACAACGGCAUCGGCCUGACCACCCCUCGGGGCAGUGGGACCAACGGCUAUGUCCAGCGCAACCUCUCCAGUGUCCGUGCCAAGCGGACCCGGGACGAGAGGGGCGACGAGCGGGAUGAGAAGGACCGGGAGAGGCUGGAGAGCCAGCUGAACCGCCAGCCCAACGCCGGCAUCCUGGAGCACCAGCGCAAGAGGCAGCUGGAGGUCAAAUGUGCUGAGCUGCAGGACAUGAUGGAGGAGCAGGGGUACUCGGCAGAGGAGAUUGCAGAGAAGGUGAACAGCUUCCGUCUCAUGCUACAGGAAAAACAGGAGCCCCCGGCUCCCAUCACUGACAGGCCUGCGGUGACGGAGACUCACGCCCUGGCCGCAGCCAACCAGCAGAAGAAUGACCGGCUGAGGGAGGCGUUCGGCAUUGCCACGGACUACGUGGACGGCUCGUCCUUCCACCCCGAGCGCAAGGAGCGGGAGAGGGAGAAGAGGGAGCAGGAGAAGCUGGAGAGGGAGAAGAGGGAGCAGCAGAAAUACGUGUUAGUGGAGGAUUCUGAGGACUCCGCCUCCCCCUCUCCUCGCAAGCAGAGCCGCAAGAAAAAGAGGAAGAAAAACAAGAAGAGAGAGAGCUCUGAGAGCCCUUCCCCUUCCCCUCCUCGGGAAAAGAAGAAAUCUGGAAAGAAGAAGAAAAAAAGCGCAUCGGAGGAUCGACCGAAGGAGAAAGGGAAGAGGAACAGGAGUGGAAACGAGUCUCCCACCCCGCACAAACAGAGACGCCGGAGCGCUUCCCGGGACUCGGCUCGCAGCCAAUCACCGGCUCCACUGGGAGAGGUGUGGCAGAACCAGCCAGUCAGGAGUGUGGAUGAGGGACGGAGGGGGCGGUCCCCUGGCAGGAGAGGAUGGGAUGGUGAAGGGAAAAGUCCUGGGAGAUCGGCUAUUCGGGAGAGAUCUCCCAGGCACCUCAGCAGUCCCGAACAAGGGGGAAGAGUAGAGAAGGAACGAGAGAGAGAGCGAGAGGAGAAGUGCCAGCAGAAGAGGCACGAUUCGUCAAGCUCCUCUUCCCCCGAGAGGGAGAAAGCCAGGCGCCCCAGGAGCAGGGAGCAGCCCCGAAACAGGGAGCCGGCCCGGGAAAAAGACCAAGCAAGGGAGAGAGGGAGGGAGAGAGAAAGAGAGAAGGAGAAAGAGAGAGAAAGAGGGAUGAGGCAGCAGAGGCGAUCUUCUGAUUCGGUAUCUUCUGCUUCUCCCUUUCCCCUCGCCAAUGGCCGAGAAAGAGAGCGGGAGAGGGAACUGGAUAGAGCGAGGGAGAAGGAGCGGGAUAGGGAGAGAGAACGGGACCGAGAAAGAGAGAAGGAGAAGGAGAAAGAGAGAGAAAGAGAGAGGGAGAGGGAGGAGAGGGAGAUGGAGGAGAGAGAGAGGGAGAGGGUGAAGGAGAGGGAGAAAGAGCGGGAGAGGGCGAAGGAGAGGGAAAUGGGCCGAGAAAGAGAGAAGGAGAAAGCAAGGGAGAGGGAGAGGGAGGAGAGGGAGAGGGUGAAGGAGAGGGAGAAAGAGCGGGAGAGGGCGAAGGAGAGGGAAAGUGGCAGAGAAAGGGAGUUGCAGAGGGAGAAAGAGAGGGAACGGGAGAGGGAGAAACGGGAGAAGGAGAAGAAUAUAGAGCGGGAGAGGGAGCAGCAGAAGGACACCCCUAAAGAGAGGGACAUGUCGCGAUCUGGAAGGCCCUCUUCCUCUGCAGCUAACAUGUCCGCUUCAGAUGAGACGCACUCGCGGAGGGAGAGGGAGUCCGACAGGCAAGCGCACAGAGACAGAGAUGCUGCGAAGGAGAGAAGAGAGAGGGAGGUGAGGAGGCCAGAGGAGGCGAAGGCAGCCGAGAGCCGGGAGAAAGAGAAGGAGAAACGGAAAGCUAAAUCCAGCAGCAGCAGCAGCAGUAGCAGCAGCAGCAGCGGCGAUAGCGACAGCUCUUCUUCAUCUUCCUCUUCAGAUUCAUCCCCCUCCUCCUCUUCCUCCUCCUCUUCAUCAUCCUCAUCAGAUGAGGGAGAGAAGGAACGGAGAAAGAAAAGUUCUGACUCCGAGAACCAGAAUGCUGCGGACAGGGCCAUGUCUCCGCCCCGGUCCCGCCCUCCCGCCUCCCUCCCGCCGCCCGCUCCCGUGGCCGCGCAGAGACCCCGGCAGAGUAACGGAGGCAGCGAGAGGGAGGGAGAGCGGGAGAGCAGGAACGGCUCGGAUGGGUACAGGGAGGAGAGAGGGCCCCGGGAGGGGCCGAGGCUGUCGCCCGCAGGAAAGGCGUUGGCCGCUCUGCCCAGAGACGGGAGAGGGGGAAGAGGCCGCGGAGCCGAGAGGUACUCGCCCACACAGGAAGAGAGCUCCUCCCCCUCCCCCGCGAGGGACCGGGAGGGGGGGAACCUGGACACUGUCGCUCAAAAGCUGCCGACAGAGGAGGGGAGAGGGCGGAGGGAGAGGGAGAGGGAGCGGCACUCUCCGGCAGAGUGGCAGAGGGAACCCUCCCCUCAGGCCCGCGGGGGGUUGCGUGACCAGCCCGGAGCUCGUGGACGAGACGGGCAGCGGGACCAGGAGCUGGAGAUGCGCUCGGAGAGAGAGCCGGCCAGGGACAGAGGCAAGGAGCGGUACAGCCCCACGGAGAGGGAGAGCGUCAGCCCGCCCAGCUCCCCCGGGGCAAGGGGCAGGGAGCGAUAUUCCCCCACCGAGGCUGAGAGGGAGCUAGAGGAGGGUGAGAAGAGGAAGGCUCUGUCCCCGUCUCCUCCUCGGGAGAGGGCCGAAGAGGGGGUGGGAAGCUUCAGGACCUUUUCCCAGAACAGCGCUAAGCGAGGGAGGGGGUCCGAGGUGGAUGCUUCCACUGAAAAAGAGAGGGAGGACUCACCUCCACCUUCCGGCCAGAGGGAGAAGGAAAGGGAGUCCACUUCGGUGCCGAGGGAGAGGGUGUCCCGUUCCCCCAGGGUGGGAGAAAGGGGGCAGGACCGUGGCCCGGUGCAGCGAGACAGGGAGGCACCCGCCCGCUGUGCCUCCUCCUCUCCCUCCGCCUCCCCACCGCGCCGUACUCCGCCCCUCCAGUACCAGGACCCGCCCCGGCGCCGCUCGCCCCUAUCCCCCAGCCCCCGGCGGCCCGCCCGGAGGCCUGGCCACGCCCGCUCUCCCGCCCGUCACCCCUCACGCUCCGACAGGGACCGCGACUCCGGCCGAGACCGGGAGAGGGACCGAGACAGGAGAUACUCUCCGGUUUUGCGGAGGAAUAUAGACCGGUCCAGGGAUCGGGAGAGGGACCGGUCCAGGGAUCGGGAGAGGGACCGCUCCAGGGAUCGGGAGAGGAUCCGCUCCAGGGAUCGGGAGAGGGAUCGGGAGAGGGACCGCUCCAGGGAUCGGGAGAGGGACCGGGAGAGGCUCCGCUCCAGGGAUCGGGAGAGGGACCGCUCCAGGGAUCGGGAGAGGGACCGGGAGAGGCUCCGCUCCAGGGAUCGGGAGAGGGUCCGCUCCAGAGAUCGAGAGAGGGAUCGGUCCAGAGAGAGGAGGCCAAGGAGAAGUCGGUCAAGGAGUCCAAGGAGGCGGAGCCCCCUUUACAGGCCACGACACUCCCCCUCUCUCAUCAGGAGAAGAAGAACCAGCCGCUCCCUGUCCAGGGAACGUGAGCGGGAACGAGAGAGGAACAGAGAGCGAGAAAAGGAGAUGGACAGGGCAAGAGAGAAGGAAAGGGACAGAAGAGUUAAGACUCCACCCAAAGACGCCCCGCCUCGGUCUCCCUCUUCCUCCUCCAGUUCGUCGUCCUCCUCGUCUUCUGACUCCGCCGAGGAGGGGGCGGAGGAGCCGAGGGCGGAUGUGGCUGAUGGAGGCAGAGAGGUGGAGCCCGAGAAGGAGAGCGGGCCUGAAAGGGAGGAUCUGCAGAAAGGUGGAGAUGGAGAAAUGGCGAAAACGGGACGCGUUUCGCCAGCCUCAUCAUCAAGAGCUCCCCAGGAACCUGCCUUUCCUUCCGACCAAUCGGAACCCAGGUCUCGAGCCGUGGAAGAGCCGGCCGCCGACCAGCCGUGCUGCAGAUCCCCCGCUGCUCAGGACGUGGAGCCCAGGGAGUCGCCGAGGGUGAAGCAGAGCGGCCAGCCCGUGUCCAGCACCUCUGAGCCCAGUCUGCCCGAGAAGCCACUCAACGGACGUCCGGACAGGGAGGAGCCUGCAAAACCCCAAAGGAAAAAGAGUAGCAGCAGCUCCAGUUCUUCGUCCUCAUCCUCUUCCUCAUCGUCCUCAUCGUCAUCGUCCUCUGAUAGUUCCGAUUCCGAGUCGGAGGAGGAGAAGGAGCAGAAAGGGACUGCAGCUGAGGGCCGGUCCUCCUCAUCGCCAUCCUCCAGUGAAAGUGAAAAGGAUGAUGGGAAGAAAAGCCCUCCCCGCCGUCCCAGGGUGCCGGCCGAUUCGCUGAGAGACUCCCGCUCCCUCAGUUACUCUCCGCCACUCCGGCGAAGGCGGCCUGCACCGUCCCCACCUGCCAACAGGAGUAGCAGGAAGUCACAAAGCAGAUCUCCAACCCGAAAACGAAGGAAAUGAUCUUGUUGGGCUCUACCAGGAAGAGUACCCCCUGUCUCCCCAAUGGUUUGGCUUGGUUAAUGUGUGCUGAACAGGGCCUAACUUGGACAGCAACAUCUGGAAGGGGAGAUGAGUGGCAACAAGGACACCAAAUUAUGUGAGGGACAGUAUGACAAAUCGCCUGAUUUUUGUUGAACGAGUAACAGGAUCUUGUACAAUAGAAGUAAUAGACCCAAAACCCUGUUUGUAAUUCAAGUUUUUUUUAAGGGGGAGAUCAAUUUAUUCAAUUUAUAUAAAAAAAUUCAACAAGAAAAAAAGGGAAUUGGAGGAAGAGCAAUGAACAUACCUUAGACCAGGUACGGUGUCGCUGUACCUACAGAUGGAUUCAUAUGACUACAAACCAUACAAGUAAAAAAAGUUAAAUAUGUGAACAUGCUACACUGAAGAAAAUUCACACUGUACCUUCUCACUUUUUACCCCCAGGCUCUGUUUAAAACAAUGAAAAAUGGCUUCUGUACUUUGUUUAUCACUGUAAGGAGGGGGUGCAGUUGCAAAUGUCUGUGAGUGGAAGUUGUGAGUCCUGUUUUUUUUUUUUCCCCCCUGCUUUGAGAAGAUUAAAUAAAAAAUGCAAUGGUUUCUC
This is a messenger RNA of Conger conger (European conger), 5542 nucleotides long. It is a transcript of the gene srrm2, whose product is annotated as serine/arginine repetitive matrix 2. The transcript is spliced from 13 exons. Lineage: Eukaryota; Metazoa; Chordata; Actinopteri; Anguilliformes; Congridae. Gene Ontology annotation, molecular function: mRNA binding. The record is from RefSeq and is a predicted model, not a curated record. Bases 397 to 4923 code for a protein of 1508 amino acids.